Castor canadensis (American beaver) is the source of this 717-nucleotide messenger RNA. It is a transcript of the gene Wfdc8, whose product is annotated as WAP four-disulfide core domain 8. Gene Ontology annotation, cellular component: extracellular region. Lineage: Eukaryota; Metazoa; Chordata; Mammalia; Rodentia; Castoridae. Gene Ontology annotation, molecular function: serine-type endopeptidase inhibitor activity. The record is from RefSeq and is a predicted model, not a curated record.
AUGAUGGAGUGCCUUCCUCACCUUCCUGUUCAUGGCUCCAGCUUCUGCUUGAGGAGCAGAGCUCUCCUGCUGCUUCUCUCCCUCUCCUUGGAGCAGACUUCUGCAUCACAUGCCAACAAAAUCAAAUAUAAAGUAGGAGUGUGUCCCAAAGAGAGAGUAAAAUGUACAGCUGAAAUUCCGGGCAUGUGCAAAACAGAUUUCAACUGCCAGGCAUACCUGAAGUGCUGCCCUUUUUCCUGUGGGAAGAAGUGCAUGGAUCCAUACAUAGAGCCCUGCAUGUUACCCUUAGACAAAGGAAUCUGUCAGGAAGAUUUGAGUCGCUGGUAUUUUGACUUUGAACAAUAUCAAUGCAAACCCUUUAUAUACGGUGGUUGCCAAGGGAAUGCCAACAACUUCUUCAGCAAGGAUGACUGCAGGGAUGCCUGCUUGUUAAUUGUCAAGAAAGGGCAGUGCCCACUCUUCCCCUACGAGGCUCGAAUGGAGUGUCCAGCAUCAUGUAGGAAUGACAUGGAUUGCCCUGAGCAGGAAAAAUGCUGUGAUUCUAGGUGUGGCUUUAUAUGUGCCAAGUCCUGGACAGUCAAAGCAGGUUUCUGCCCACAUAAGCCCAUGAUAUGUAACAAGAUUGAUACACCCAAAUGCCUGCAGGACAACGAUUGUCCACUGGAGGAGAAGUGCUGCUCGCGUUGUGGACUGAAGUGUUUUGAUCCCAGAAACUGA